AUGAGCGUGUGGGACGCCGCCGUAGGCGAAGGGCGAGGUGAGGGACGUGCAGGCGCGACGACGGCAGCGACAGGGGCAGGGCCAACCGCUAUAACGGACCUGCAAUUAGGACAAGGAGGCCCGGUGGGUCCGGGGAGUGACGCCAACGCCAACGGCGCCCCGCCAGGUACGAACAACAGCAGCACCACCAGUUCUGGACAAGGAACAGGAACCGACGGCGGCGGCGGUGGUGGUGAAGGUGGACAGGCCCAGCAGCAGGGUGGUGCCAUUGGCCGUCGAACCAACAGCCUCAAGAUUACCGGCAGCCCUCAAAAGAAGUUGAAGCCGCCGCCGCAGCUGCACGAGAGGAGCCUGCUCGUGACCGGCUCUGCCUCUGCCGCGAAAGGACACCAUUCGUCAACCUACCGCCAUCCCGAAGCGCCGCCGCCCCAUCGCUCCCAGUCGCUAUCCGUACAUGAACACCAACACCAACAAACAAGCAACACGCAACAUCUGCGGGUGCAUCUGAGAGGAGGAGCCGCAGCACACGUCCAGGGCCAGAGGCAAGGACCGCCGCAGCAGUACCAGCCCGUCCAGCCGUAUCAGUUCCAGGUGCCCGGAAGAGGACCAGCAGGACUAGGAGUACCGUCGCUGGCAUCCCCUCCCCAGAAUCGAGACACCAUCGCCAACUUCAACAAGAAGCAUCGCCAGACGCACAGCUCGACGAGCGCCUUGCACCGCCAGACCUACUGGCCCGACAACUUCCGCAACCCGCGCCACGGACUCGGCAUCCAGCAUAACACCACGCCCCCGACGACAACGACCCCGAACAACGAGACUGAACGCCCAAAGACGCGUCCCAAAGAGAGUGCGCCUGCUAAAGAGUAA
Messenger RNA from Colletotrichum spaethianum, 867 nucleotides. RefSeq lists its product as uncharacterized. Bases 1 to 867 code for a protein of 288 amino acids. The record is from RefSeq and is a predicted model, not a curated record. NCBI's taxonomy places the organism in Eukaryota, Fungi, Ascomycota, Sordariomycetes, Glomerellales, Glomerellaceae. The transcript has a single exon.